AGAAUCACUGCACGCUGCGGCAAUAAUGGGCAGCACCGGUGGACUAGGAGUAGGAGUGGGAGUGGGAGUGGGAGUGGGAGUGGGAGUGGGAGUAGGAGUAGGAGUAGCAGUAGGAGGAACUGGUGGCGGCCCAGGCACCAGCACCAGCACGGCCAGCACCACGCCGUUUGCCAGCAUAUCAGCGUUGGUCAGCGGACCGGCUGUUGCACCUCCAGCAACAGCCACAGCCACGGCCACAAUAGCAGCCACCGGAACCAGCAAGCGCAAGAAAUCGUCCAAACAAAAGCGUUGAAAGCAGGAUCAGCCGCGGAACCAGAGGCACGAUCAGAAGCAGGAGCAGCAGCAGGAGCAUAAUCAGCAAGAAAUGGAAACGAUUGCCGGCGUGGCCAAGUCCGAGGACAUCAAGUUUAGAUUUAAUUACAAGCACUGGAAGCGCAAGCUGAUGCAGUUUCAUUUGCGAAUGUCCAAACAGUAGGAGAGCUAGGAGCAGUCGUCGGAACAGUCGGAUAGGCAGAUAGACAGAUAGACAGAUAGAUACCCCCCCCAACCAUCUCGAACUUCCCAAGAGUAAUCCAAUCACAAAUACGAUUAAAACUAGAUGGACAUUAAUUACACAAUUGAGAUGUGUAUGAACUGUAAAUACAACAAGAAAUAUGCUUUAUCUACAUUAUACGGAACAUAGUUAAAUAGAUGUAGGUUCUCAAAGUCCUUUGUUCUAGCCGUGUAAGCAGACCGUAAAGAGAAAGAAAGAAGGAAAGAUAUACAGAUAUAUAUAUAUAUAUAUAUAGAUCGUACAGGAAACAUGAAUUUUGCUUUGCCUAAACUCGAAAGAUAAUGAAUUUUUUUUUUGGUCUCCCGGCUGGGAGAGUAGUUCGUUUUUAGUGGACAUAAAAUAUGCAUAAACGUACGUGUACGUAUACGUAUACGGAUACAGAUACAGAUAUAACUUGUAACCAUUCUGAGAACUUUGAAUGAGGAGCAAAUCGUAGUUUUAAGCAAAGAAGUAGCAGAAUUCUGAUUUUAGUUUUCUCCCUCUCUCCUCCCCUCCACACCAACAUCCAAUAUUAUUUUCGCUUUAUGUGAGACUGAAAGAGCGCCGUGAAAACCGUAAAGCCAGGCCCAAACAAAAAACAAACCAUAGCGCGAAGAGCGAAGAAACACUUGAAUCAAAUCGAAUGCUUUAAACCACACCGUUUAUCGGUUGCGAACGAGGGCAGGAGCGAGGAAAUACCUUAAAAUAGAAUAGACACCAAAUUAUCAAGGUCCUAGCAAUUAGAUCCAUUAGCGUGUAAAACCAACCAACCAGCCCAGAUGAAAAUCAAAAAGUUAUAUGAAUUUUACGGAAGCGCCCUGAAGCCACAAAGUUUUGAUUUCAUUUAAAAAUUGAAUUUAUGAUACGUUGAAAGAACAUUGUGUAGAAUUGAAGUAAAGCGUGAAAUAAAGUGUAUUUUUUAUAAAGAAAAAAAAAAGAAAAAUAGUAGAAAUUUGCCAACACAUCGCAAACGCAUACGAGUAUCUAAGAGAAGUCAACCAAUAAAUACACACCUAUAUAUAGAUAUAUAUGUAUAUUUACUUGGAAUCCUCCAAGUGAAUGUGUAAAAUUUCUAGCGUUAGUAUCAGAACACAACAAAAUUGAAGAGAAUAAUAAUAAGCCCGAACUUCUACGGUGGAACAUUUAAAAUAGUUUUCUUUCAGGCAUGUUUAGGAUGCCCCUUGAAAUUAUUAUUUAUGAGUUAGAACAUUUUUCCACCGACAUCGGCUUGGAUAGUAAAUUUAAAUUAAAAAAAAUUUCAAAUUUAAAAAAAAAAACAAACCCCAAUUGUAUGAUAACUUCCAGUAGCGUAAACGAAAACUAAUACGAAUAUGAAUAUGAAUAUGAAUACGUGGGAUAUACAUCUACACAUAUAUAUAGUAAUGCAGUAUCUGAGGAAACUUUUUUUUUUUUUUUUUUCAACUUAGUUUAGGCGAAUCCGCAUCCGAAUCCGAAUCCGGAGAUUCGUGGUGGACAACAACACAUGUAAAUACAUUUAAAUAUAGUUUUUAGUGGUUAGUGGAAGAGGCAGAGGGGUAAAGGUAUACACAUAUGUGGAAUUUGAGAAUCAAAGUUGAAAACUAAUUUAUUUUAGCGUUAUAGAUCAUCCGUAGAACUGAAUGCAAUAUGCUUACCUUAUACUCGACAUUAUAUAAUUCUAUUCCUAUUAUCUUUAGUUGGAUUCACAAGUUUUUUAUAGCAAAACUGUAUAUCAUUGUAAAUUAAUGAAAGCAUAUGAAGUACGAUUAGCAUAUACAAAAGUUAAAAAAACAAUAAACAGAAGCAAAAUAGCAUAACAUUGUUACGAUUGCCGUAAGAGCAAUUAAAAAAAUCCCAGAAAUUUGAAAAUGACGGGGGAAACGGAAAAUGGAAAAUGGAAAAUGGAUCACUGGAAAACUAAAAACUAAUGAAAUAAUACAUGUAACCGUAAGCUAACUAAACGUAUAAGUGUAACCUUUAACCACUCAAUAUUAUAGCACGUUUUGGAUUAUCAAAUAUGCGUAUACAGAAAUAUCUAUUAUAAACCAUAAAUGUAAACCCAUACAAACAAAAUUCCCAGAAAACACAAACGUCUAUCUAUGUAACGAAAUAAGCCGAAAUAGAAAGAACACCACAAAACAAAACACCACACAACCCAAAACCCAUGUAAUAAACGAAACAAACCACAUUUAAUGUAAUAUUGAUAUAACGUAAUUUUUAAAGUGAGGUACUAUAAAUAAAACGAUUAAAUAAUAAAGCA
Molecule: messenger RNA, 2771 nt
Organism: Drosophila miranda
Lineage: Eukaryota; Metazoa; Arthropoda; Insecta; Diptera; Drosophilidae
Exons: 1
Coding region: 26-292 (88 amino acids)
Source: RefSeq, a predicted model, not a curated record